CUUAACGGCCAGUGCAACGGCUGAAUAAUCCCUUCAUUGGCGAUUCGUGAUUUAUUUUUUCCAAGGUCCGAAUCGUUUUUCCCACGCUGCUUAUUACAAACUCCUGAACCAGGAUGAAAAUCGCAUUGUGGAUUUCGGUUUGUCUUCCGUUUGUGUGUAGUGGCAUUGAAGCACAGUUAAAUUACGUGAAUCCUCAACAAAUCAAAUAUGAUGAUGAGGUGCCAACUUACGACGAAGUUCCUUACAAAUCUAGUUUAAGCAAAGAGCCUUUAUCAAAUCAGUAUGAAAAUUCCCGUGAAGCAAUUAGCAGAGCUGCAGGCUCGCCUUACCCCCAGCCGGAACACUUUCAUGAAACUGGGUCAGUUCUUUCUAACGAUCCCGAUGAAUUUGCUCAUCAAACUCCUUCACAGAAUCAUCCUCAAGUAUCCUAUAGACAGCCUGAAUCACGCAAAAAUUAUCCUUCGCAAGAUCACGCGUCUCGUCCCAAAGAUCUUCUGCCAGGUCAUCAUAGACUGUCACAUGCUUCUAUAAUCUAUCCUCAAGUUGCUGCAGGGGAGAGUCAACAACCAAAUGUUCCACAACUGUCUUUAACUUAUCCUAAAUCAGCAGAGCCAGAAUACCCAGCACCACACCACCUUGCAAACCAGGAAUCCACUCCUGACUACAAGCGACCGGAAGGCUCUCAACCUUCUAAUUCUCGAGUGGUUCGAGAUCCGAGACUGCCUCUAUAUUUCACGAUGUACGAGAAACGCAUUGUCCAAGAUCCAGUUGACAAGUACGGCAAGGGCCCCUGGAGAUACCUGACUUACGGGCAUGGCAUCACGUAUGGCAGCAAAGAACCGGGGAAAGUCUUCGAAAGAGGCUACGGGUACAUCCGAGCUCUCGGCCGAGACCACUGCAAACUCCCUGAAAACAAAUGUCCCAGAAAAGACGAUGACAAACCUUUCGAAUAUGAAGGAAGAAAGGAACCUUAUUUUGGAUACCGUCCACAUUAAUGCCAAAGCUUUACUUUUCUUACACGAACUGUUGAUUUUUGUUUGUUUUGUUGGAGUAAAAUUAAACUAGUGACAAAGGGAAAUCUUUUAGCAUGAUACAUGAUAUUGUAUUUAGAACUAUCAAAUUUGGAAAGGCUUUCACAAGAUUUUGAUUCUAUUUUUUCAAUUAAAAAUUAGUCAACAUUUUAACAUUUUUUUUCUCAAUAAUUUUGGAGAAUAUUUCUUAUAAAAAUAAUUUUAGCUUCAUUUCUGGGUUAAAAAAUAUUAACUUUUUAAUGAUACUAA
Molecule: messenger RNA, 1280 nt
Organism: Argiope bruennichi
Lineage: Eukaryota; Metazoa; Arthropoda; Arachnida; Araneae; Araneidae
Exons: 2
Coding region: 114-995 (293 amino acids)
Source: RefSeq, a predicted model, not a curated record